Messenger RNA from Drosophila montana, 383 nucleotides. RefSeq names its product protein MobE-like. Lineage: Eukaryota; Metazoa; Arthropoda; Insecta; Diptera; Drosophilidae. The transcript has a single exon. The annotation marks the transcript as partial. The record is from RefSeq and is a predicted model, not a curated record.
AUGGAGAGACUAGACGCCGAGCAGAAGAACCAGUGCCGCACCAUCGAGCAGGCCGCCGACAGAGCCUCUAAAACGGCUCAGGAUGCGGCUGAGGCGUUCGCAGUAUCGAAACCACGCCUGAUGAUCUGGACGGCACUCUGCGCGGCUCUUCUGGUCUGUGGGGGGUGGUUGAUUGGCUACUGGGUGGGGCAUCGUGACGGGUGGGCCUCUGGUGACGCCAGCGGAUACCGGCAGGCCAUUGCAGCCAACGCCGCCGCGUCAUGGGCCAACACCAAAAGCGGGGUAAUGGCAAAGCGCCUUGAUGAGAUGGGAAACCUGCAACCUCUGGCGGCUUGUAAUCUUCCGGGAUUCAGCAUCGAAAAGGGGGAGAAGGGGUCGCGUUG